Messenger RNA from Microdochium trichocladiopsis, 1781 nucleotides. RefSeq lists its product as uncharacterized. Gene Ontology annotation, molecular function: peptidase activity. Bases 425 to 1612 code for a protein of 395 amino acids. The record is from RefSeq and is a predicted model, not a curated record. NCBI's taxonomy places the organism in Eukaryota, Fungi, Ascomycota, Sordariomycetes, Xylariales, Microdochiaceae. Gene Ontology annotation, biological process: proteolysis. The transcript has a single exon.
GGUAGGAAUACGAAGACGAGUUAAGGUAGUCUCAUAUAGAAAGCACCGUAGAUACGAGACUGAUUGAACACGACUAUGUUUGAUCUCUCGGCUUUCCAGGUAUUAUUCCUUCGAGGUACGGGCGGCGGAUCUGGCGCCUCGUUGAUCGAGGCCUGCUUUUCAACCAUCCCAGUUCAGCAGAUAAAGUGAAGGAAGGAAUGGUGCCGCUUCGGAGUCGCGGCCGCGGGGUAAGAGGGAACCCGCAGGGGUUUGUUAUCUAUCCCCGAGUAACAACCCAGUCCGAGGGGACCCUGGUAUCUAUCCAUUGACCGUGCACAGUCGUCUCCAAGUGUUAUAAUAAUAGGGGCCUGACUACGUCAACCAGAGCUCGUCGUGUGCUAACGUGAUUGCAUCGUCUGCUGAGGACACACAUCCACAAGCAAUUAUGCGCUCGUCACUCUUUCUCGUGGGCCUAGCCCAUCGCGUCUUGGCCGAUAUCUCGCAAUGCAAGCUGGCCGCGCCGCCCAAUGUCGAUCUCAGCCUGGGCUUCACCUCCAUUUUUGACGGCGCGCCAAGCACGGGGGCACUCAACGGCUAUAUGCUGUUUGUGGAUUUUCCCGACUACCCAGCCCUUUCCGGCGAGACACCGGAGUCGCUGCGCGAUGUUUUCUUGCCCGAUGCCGCUGACUGGUACGAAACGGCGAGCUUCGGUCGCCUGACGCUCAACAUGUCGGCCGACACCUCGCGCUUCUACCGCAUGCCCGCCACGGCCGACUCGUAUGGCUGGAAGCGCGGGCUGACGUUCGAGGCGCACCAGGAGUACAUCCAGGACGCGAUCGAGGUGGCUGGGCUUGACAACAUACCGGCCGACGUUGAUGUGCUGUAUAUUACGACCACGGCCAAUGCUGCGGCCAUCUCCUUCAGCGUCAGCUUGGUCAGCGAGGUGGUUGAUCGCGAUAGCAAGCAACAUGUCGCCCGCCGCGCCGUUACCUUCGGAGUCGACGUCUACAAGACGUGGCACGCACGCACGCUCAAUCAUGAGACAGGCCACGCGAUGGGCCUGCCCGACUUGUACCCAUAUUCGGGCGGCGCAACGGGUCUGUACGUCGGCGGUUGGGACAUCAUGGGCUUGAUCAGUGGGGCGAGUCCGGAUUACUUUGGCUGGAGUAAGUGGUGGUUGGGCUGGCUGGACGACGCGCAGGUAGCAUGCGUGGCGGCGGCGGCGGCGGGGACUCCGGCGUCAGUCACACUGUCGCCAAUAGAGGUGCAAGGCGGGACUGGCCACAAGAUGGUGGUGGUGACCGGAACGAACAACACACAGAAGGUCCUGGUCGCCGAGGUGCGGUCAAGCAACCGCGGCGUCAACUCUGGCUUGGCAACGGCAGGAUGUGCUACAGGCGUGUUACUGUACACUGUGGAUGUUGGCGUGAGCACGGGCAACGGUCCAAUCCGGGUGCUGGACUCGACGCCCGGCUCGGGCGGCUGUGAUGGCGACGAGCUGAAUGACGCCGCACUGGUUCUCGAUGCUCCUGGACGGCCGAGCUCGUUCGCCUUCCCUGAGUUCGGCGUCGUCGUCUCUCUAAUCGGCAAGACUGACGACGACAUAUACGAGCUCGAAGUGGCUGUCCUGUAGGGGCUGAGUCGUUGUGCCUUCUACUCAUGACCUGAGAUUCAAGCGGUAUAACCCAGUAAUGAUAUACUGAGGCGUAUAUGGGUUCUUCGUUGUAAAUGAGGGGCGUACUUCUAGCAGAAGCUUUUGAGUCUGAGUUUUGGCCGAAUGAUAACCAGCCGUUCGCCUGAGU